GUUCUCGCACGCUGAACUACAGUCAUGUCCUCUCCUUCUGAUCUGCCGCUAGAGACUUUGCAGGGAGCAGCGAGAAGCCCCAGCAUUGAGGAGGAAGAUGAGUUUGACGAAGAGCUGGAGGAGACUUUAUCAGAGAGGCUCUGGGGACUGACAGAAAUGUUCCCUGAAAGUCUCAGAACUGUGGCCGGUGUAUCGCUCAACUUCUCCGUUGGUGCUAGCAAGAAGUUGUACAGCUUUUCCCGUUCUGCAUUGUGGAUAGGAAUGACUUCAUUUAUGAUCCUGGUUUUGCCAGUAGUGUUUGAAACAGAGAAACUGCAAAUGGAGCAGCAACAACAGCUACAGCAAAGACAGAUACUCUUAGGUCCUUCUACUGGAAUGUCUGGUCCUCUUCCUCCACUUCCAGGAAAAGUGUAGGAUACAAGCACCUUAGUCAUUUGAAAAUUUUCUUUACUUUUUUUUUAUAUGUUUGAUUAUUUUGAUGGUUAGAGAAAACAUGGAAGACCAGUCUCCUUGGCCAUCAUCAACCUCCUUCAGUGCUGUGCAUGAAAUUCAUCUCAUCUGUGAACUUGCUCUUUCAAAAUGAAAAGGGUCAGAAUCAUACAUGAUUUUCUGCAUUGAUAAGUAAGAAGUUUGUACUGGAACGUUGUGAGCUGCUCUCUCUCUGUAACAGAUGUUGUGACUCUGGGGGUGGAAAGGAAAAUACCGAUUAGAUGGCCACACUUCCAUUGUGGAUAACAUGCAGACAAGUGGCUGUUAAUAAAAUUGUUUCUUUCCUCUUA
Messenger RNA from Xenopus laevis (African clawed frog), 779 nucleotides. It is a transcript of the gene tomm22.L, whose product is annotated as translocase of outer mitochondrial membrane 22 homolog L homeolog. Lineage: Eukaryota; Metazoa; Chordata; Amphibia; Anura; Pipidae. Gene Ontology annotation, cellular component: mitochondrial outer membrane. The record is from RefSeq and is marked provisional. Gene Ontology annotation, biological process: intracellular protein transport.